Messenger RNA from Chiloscyllium plagiosum (whitespotted bambooshark), 1010 nucleotides. The record is from RefSeq and is a predicted model, not a curated record. Lineage: Eukaryota; Metazoa; Chordata; Chondrichthyes; Orectolobiformes; Hemiscylliidae.
CCUGCCCUGCCCUCCCCAGCCCGUCUCCUCCCCCUUGCUGUCGGUGCUGAUGCUGAGCUCUGUUCCCUCAGUCUCUGAAGGGACUGUGUGAGUCUCAGUCUCCCCGAGAGCAGCGUGUUCGAUCCCGGGCUGUUUCCGGCUCCGAGUGCGGCUUUCUCCGGGAUUGGGGAAUUUCAGGGGAAGGGGGUUUAAGGGAAGGUGGGCUGGGAAUCAUUAGCGCGCCCGGAAUUGAGGAUGGAAGCGCUUUGAGUGGGUUGCAGUUCAGGGGAGAUGCUGGGGGUUUAACAACAAGUGAAUCUUUGUCAUUUCUCGGUCGGUUGGGAAUUUAAUCUCGGGGGUUUGUGUGGGGGGUUUUUUUGGGGGGUGGGGGGGGGUGGGGGUGGGAAGUGCUGGGGUCGACCAUGGGCUGUGCUCUGUCCGGGACUGGGCUCGAUCCCGGGAAAGCCGCUGGGGAUGUGAACAGUCCGGUUCCUCGCUCAGAGGCGGCACGGUCAGAGCUGAUAGCCUCGGACUCUGACCCCCCUCUGCCUCUGUCCGAGCAGCAGAAAGAGCUCAUUCGGCAAUCCUGGGUGAUCCUGCAUCAGGAUAUCGCCAGAGUCGGCAUCAUCAUGUUCAUCAGGUCCCGGGAGAGCGAUGAACUAUCAAGGUUGUUUGAAACUCACCCUGAAUGUAAAGAUGUCUUCUUCCUCUUCCGUGACAUUGAUGAUCUUCAGCAGCUGAAGAUGAGCAAGGAGCUACAAUCUCACGGGCUCCGUGUAAUGUCCUUCAUCGAGAAGAGUGUGGCCCGACUGGAACAGGAAGACAAACUGGAGCAGCUAGCUUUCGAACUUGGCCGAAGCCAUUGCAGAUACAAUGCUCCCCCGAAGUAUUAUGAGGGUCUGUUUGAUUAUUUAACGCGGACGAUGAAGAGGGGUUACUAUGACGCUGAGCAGAGCAACAACAUCAACCAAUCGAGUCACACAAAGCGGAGAGCUCAGUCUGGGCUGAAGGCCAAUCAGAACGCGGUGUAA